AUGGCGACCACAGUUCUUGUAACAGGAGCCACUGGCCUUUUGGGCCGACAGGUCUUUGAUCGAUUCAAGCGCUCGGGCUGCCUCACAGUCGGCCAGGGUUUUUCCCGCGCGAACCCGCCGACAAUCCUCAAAGCGGACCUGGAAAACCCGGAUGAGAUCAAGGCAUUGCUGGAUGAAGCUAAACCCCAGAUCGUUAUCCAUUGUGCCGCCAAUCGCUUCCCUGAUCUGUGCGAUAAGAACCCCGAUCAGGCACGCCGGGUUAAUGUCGAUGCUACUCGCACGCUCGCAGAACUGACGGCGGCCCGGAAUAUACUCCUCGUAUACAUUUCCACAGACUACGUCUUCCCUGGCGCCGAGGGGGAUGCGCCCUAUGCAGCCGACGCGGAGACGAAGCCUCCAAACCUAUACGGUCAGCUGAAAAGGGACGGCGAGCUGGUUGUGCUUGAGGCGACCAAGCAGAGUGGGAUGGGCAUUAUCCUCCGUGUACCGGUGCUAUACGGCACGGCGAAUGAGAACUCGGAGAGCGCGGUCAAUACGCUGGUUGACUCCGUGUGGAAGGCCCAGGACGGGAAUGCGGGGGUGAAAAUGGACGAUUGGGCACUGCGGUACCCUACCAACACCGAGGACGUCGCGCGAGUGCUCCGCGACAUUGUGAUCAAGUAUCUCAAGGAGCGGGGCCAUAUUCUCCAGCUUCCCAAGAUUCUUCAAUAUUCAUCUGAAGACCGGAUGACGAAGUACGAGAUGUGCGAGAAGUUUGCAGAGAUACUCGACGUGCCCUUGAACGGGAUGAUCCAAAAUAAAGAAGGAAACGACCCGAAUGCGUCCGUGCAACGACCAUACGACACUCACCUUUCGACCCAGGUGCUGAAGGAUCUCGGGAUCGAUGUCCGGACCGUGGGCUUUGUGGAGUGGUGGCGGAAACACUUGGAGGGGCAGAAGAAAUGA
Aspergillus puulaauensis is the source of this 945-nucleotide messenger RNA. RefSeq names its product dTDP-4-dehydrorhamnose reductase family protein. NCBI's taxonomy places the organism in Eukaryota, Fungi, Ascomycota, Eurotiomycetes, Eurotiales, Aspergillaceae. Gene Ontology annotation, cellular component: methionine adenosyltransferase complex. The record is from RefSeq and is a predicted model, not a curated record. Gene Ontology annotation, biological process: S-adenosylmethionine biosynthetic process. The transcript has 4 exons. The coding region runs from base 1 to 945 and encodes 314 amino acids. Gene Ontology annotation, molecular function: methionine adenosyltransferase regulator activity.